Messenger RNA from Fusarium mangiferae, 1026 nucleotides. RefSeq lists its product as uncharacterized. NCBI's taxonomy places the organism in Eukaryota, Fungi, Ascomycota, Sordariomycetes, Hypocreales, Nectriaceae. Bases 1 to 1026 code for a protein of 341 amino acids. Gene Ontology annotation, biological process: DNA-templated transcription. The transcript is spliced from 2 exons. The record is from RefSeq and is a predicted model, not a curated record. Gene Ontology annotation, molecular function: zinc ion binding; DNA binding.
AUGCUACAGAUUGAGAGCGGCCAAACGCAGCAUAAUCUAUACGUGGACAACGUCAUGAAGCCAACAUCUCCUUGGCCUUCAAUUACCGAACCUGGCCUUGUUGCAUACCUUGGCGAUUCUUCUCAUGCAACUUUGCUCACCCACCAAGAGCAGAACUCGGGAAAUGCUAUUCAUUAUCUGCUGCCUGACAGCAGUCGAGGUACAAAAGCCAACCGUACUAAAAGCGAUGAUGUCGAGAACCAGAUACUGGAACAGCGAGGAGCCUUUCUCCUCCCUCCGCGGUCACUUGCUGAUAAACUUGUCGAAUCCUACUUCGCAUGGGUUCAUCCCAUGAUACCAGUCAUCAACCGUACUCGCUUUAUGUCCCAAUAUCGGGAUCCUGACGACCCACCUUCCAUACUGCUUGUUCAAUGUGUUCUCCUCACCGGGAGCCAUAUUUACAGGGCUGAACACCUUGAGAAUGCUACUGCAGAAGUUUCUGCCUCCGCCUUUUACAAACGAGCCAAAGCUCUGUAUGAUGCCAACUACGAAGAUGAUCGUCUAGUUAUAAUCCAGUCAUUGAUACUCCUAGGCUGGUAUCAAGGAGGUUCGGCGGACGCGGUGGAGAGUCUCGGCGACUGGACCCGUCUGGCGAUUGCCGUGGCGCAAGGCUGUGGCCUACACCGCUGUGUCGAUGGAUCUCAGCUAAGCGCUGUUGACAAAAGUAUGCGUAAGCGCAUAUGGUGGACUCUUUUCACCCGAGACAGGUUUACUGCAAUGUCCUUUGGCCGAGCUCCUUGCAUUAAUCUCAAGGAUUCGGAUGUAGCGAUGAUAAGUGCGCAAGACUUUGCCGAGCAUAAUUCGCGCAGCGACUCCAAGUAUUCUCUCACACCAGCGCAGGUCCAGUACUAUUUGGAAUGCGUUAAGCUUUGCCAGGCUAUUGGUUGCAUCUUGUCACGGCACUACUCGGCUACAGCUCUCCUAUCUUCGGGAGCCAGAGAGCGCCUUAUCCCCAGACCUCUCAGUCUGAUUCGUCAGAUUCUGUAG